UACGGAAAUGUCAUUUCAAUAAGAACCUUCAUUCAAAAUUCAAAAUUAAAAAAUGCAAAAUUUUUUUUUCGUUGCGUAAAAAAGAAGCUUCUUGUGCUUUUUGAAAAUCAAGUCACGAUGUCGAGGCCACAAAUUCGGGUCAAUCGGCCCAUGAACAAUGUGAGUUUUCCGGGUGAAGAGGUACGAAACUUUCGGAAUGCGUAUCCUGAGGCUCGCAAGGACACUGAGGUGGAAGAAAUGAUUCAUGAAUAUCGAAUCAGGGAUGUUUACCGUUGGCUUGAAGAUCCCGAUUCGACAGAAACGAAGAUGUUUGUCGAUGCCCAGAACAGCAUCAGCCAACCGUUUCUGGAGAGAUGCCAUGAGAGGAAUAUGAUUGAUACAAAACUGACUAAGCUCUGGAAUUUUCCGAAAUACGGAUGUCCCAUGCGUCACGGUGACUUUAUCUAUUUCUUCAAGAACACUGGCCUCCAGAAUCAAAGUGUUUUGAUUCAACAGGAGACUCUGGAGGGCCCGGAGGUUGUCUUUCUCGAUCCCAACAGCCUAUCCGACGAUGGGACAAUUGCUUUAAGCCAGCAGAAAUUCUCUGAAGACGGGGCUUAUAUGGCUUACGGACUGAGUGAAAGUGGCUCAGAUUGGAAAAAAAUACGCAUUCGCAAGACUAAGGAACGCACGGAUUUUCCAGAGGUCCUAGAGAAGGUAAAGUUUUCGGAUCCCUCCUGGACGAAGGACAACAAGGGCUUCUUUUAUGGCCGAUAUCCCGACCAAAAGGGGAAAACUGAUGGAUCCGAGACGAAGCGGAAUGAAAACCAAAAGCUUUAUUAUCAUCGUGUGGGGGAGAGUCAGGAUAAAGAUACAUUGGUGGCAGAGUUUCCGGAACAUCCGUCCUGGCACUUUCAGACCAAUGUUUCCGACUGUGGAAAAUACUUGAUUAUAUGCAUUGGCCACACCGUCCGGGAUAACCUGGUGUACUAUGCCGACUUGAAGGAGGGACAGGAGAUCAAUUCUAAGCUGACGGUUAAGCCGAUUGUUGACAAAUUUGAGGCCGACUACGCUUACAUAACCAACGAGGGAUCGAAAAUGUAUUUCCAUACUAACAAAGAUGCACCCAAAUAUCGGGUGGUGAUCAUCGACUUUGCGAUUCCCGCCGAGAAAAACUGGAAAACUCUGAUACCCGAACAUAAGACGGAUGUUCUGGAUUGGGCAAAGUGCGUUAAUGAGGACAAGCUCGUGGUUUGCUACAAUCGGGAUGUGAAGAAUAUUCUGCAAGCCUUUGAGUUGAAAACUGGAACACUUAUCCGACAAUUCGGCUUGGAUAUUGGAACUGUAAAUGCAAUUUCAGGCAAAAGGAAUUCUUCGGACAUUUUCUACAGCUUCUCAUCAUUCCUGACGCCAGGCAUAACCUAUCACUACGACUUUGCCAAUCCGAUGGAAAAGCCCAAAGUCGUGAGAGAAAUCGCGCUAAACCUAGAGGGCUUUAACCGGGAUGAUUAUGUGGUGGAGCAAGUGUUUUAUAAGAGCAAGGAUGGUACUCGCAUUCCCAUGUUUAUCGUACGAAAGAAAAGGACCAUUCUACAGCCUCGACCAUGUUUGAUGAGCGGAUAUGGUGGAUUUAAUUACAGUCUAAUGCCGUCCUUUGGCAUCACUGGCCUGAUGUUCAUGGACACAUUCGACGGUAUCCUGGCCUUUCCCAACCUCAGGGGAGGUGGCGAGUAUGGCAUCAACUGGCACAAUGGCGGAAGAUUGUUGAACAAACAAAAUGUAUUCGACGAUUUUCAGGCUGCUGCUAAGUUCUUGGCUCAGAACAAUUACACCACAAAGGAUCGUCUGGCCAUACAGGGUGCCUCCAACGGUGGUCUCUUGGUGGCUGCCUGCAUCAAUCAGCGUCCGGAUCUCUUUGGAGCAGCAGUUGCCCAAGUUGGAGUCAUGGACAUGCUGCGGUUUCACAAGUUUACCAUAGGACACGCCUGGUGCUCGGACUAUGGCAAUCCCGAUGAUAGGGAGCACUUUGCCAACCUGUUCAAAUACUCACCCUUGCACAACGUUCACUUUCCAUUGAACCCGAACGAGGAGUAUCCUGCCACCUUGAUCCUGACGGCGGAUCACGACGAUCGCGUGAGUCCCUUGCAUUCCCUCAAAUUUACGGCUGCUCUCCAGGAAGCCGUGCGGCAUUCGGAAUACCAACUUAAUCCCAUUCUGCUAAGAGUUUACACCAAUGCUGGCCAUGGAGCUGGAAAGCCAACUAAGAUGCGCAUUAGCGAGGUCACGGAUAUAAUGACAUUCUUCAAAAAGACCCUCAACAUUGAUACCUUCAAUCUUUAGUGAACCAUUAUAAAUUUCAUGUAAAUGAAGUAUACACAAAAUAAUGACUUAUUGAGUUUA
Drosophila serrata is the source of this 2379-nucleotide messenger RNA. RefSeq names its product prolyl endopeptidase. Lineage: Eukaryota; Metazoa; Arthropoda; Insecta; Diptera; Drosophilidae. The record is from RefSeq and is a predicted model, not a curated record. Gene Ontology annotation, biological process: proteolysis. Gene Ontology annotation, molecular function: oligopeptidase activity; serine-type endopeptidase activity. Gene Ontology annotation, cellular component: cytosol.